CUCAAUUUCUAACACUCACAUGUGGAAAGUUGCAUCGAUUCUCUCUCAUACCCUACCUUGUCAUGGGUAAUGUUCUGGCCCCUUACAAGACUGAAAGACAUACAGUUCAUGUCGGAAAAUUUGGCGCCAUCGAAGGGCUUACACUCUCUCGUCCUGAAACAAACGAGCAGCUUGUUCGACGAUAUCUGAACGUUCCUUUUGUUCUUCCUCCUACAGGUCUAUAUCGAUGGCGCAAACCGCGACCGCUGCCUGGCAACUAUACCUAUACACGUCCUGAUGGCAGCCCGAGAGAUUGCACGAUCUUUGGCCGUAUAUGUCCACAACCAGAGUAUACAAAAUUGGGGAACCAUGCUUUCAGCAAGUAUGAUGAGGACUGCCUUUCCUUGAACAUCUGGGCUCCAGCGGGUACACCUCCAGAUGGAGGUUGGCCAGUCAUGCUCUGGUUUCACGGCGGUUGGCUUCAGGUCGGCGACCCCUCCAUUGAUCCAAAUACGGAUCCCACCGAACUAAUCUCACAGAGCGGCGGUGGACUGCAAUGUGUAUUUAUAGCCGCUGCUUAUCGGUUGUCCGUCUUCGGGUUCAUGGGCUCCAGGGAGCUUGCAGAUGAGGCCCAGCAGAAUGGAGAGGAGGGUUGUGGCAAUUAUGGGCUUUGGGAUCAAUACGCGGCCCUUGAAUGGGUACAUAAAUACGCGUCAUAUUUUGGCGGAAAUGCGGAAAACUUAACUCUAUCUGGAAGGAGCGCGGGAGCGUACAGCGUUCAUGCCAUCGCUAGCCACGAUCUCUUGAUGAAACCUAGCGCCCCGACACGAUAUAAACGACUAGUCAUGUACUCUAAUGCCAUUCCGGCGGACCCGAAGACUCUGGAAGACGUUCAGCCGCAGUUUGACGAACUCCUUGACGCAUGCAACAUACCUCGUUCCCUGUCAGAUACAAAAAAACUAGCCAAACUUCGAGCUAUUCCGGCGUUUGACCUUGUUGAUAAGGUUAUGACAUUAUCUGCUCAUACUUUCCGACCAAUCCGCGAUGGCUGCUUCUUCCCGUUGAACUUAUUCGACCGCUUCCUCGCAGGAGAUUUCGGCAGAGAGUUUAAAGCCCGCCAACUACAAUUAUUGAUCGGGGAAGUAAGAGAUGAAGAAACUCUUUACCGUCAGACCAACCCUCCUCAUGAUCUAGAGACUUUAUACAUCGAAGUUGGCAACUACUAUUCGCCCCCAGUCACCCGGAUGAUGGUAGACGCCUACCUGAAUCGUAAAGUCCACAAAGAGGGUGCCCAUCCCGAUCCUGAUCCUAAGAUCGAUUUCUGGAAAAAGAUAUUUGGCGAUAUCAUUUCGGAUGGCCAAGUGCGCGCCCCAACACGCCUCCUUGUUCGUCAAUUAGUUGGUGCUGGGGUGCCCCUCUCUUCAAUAAGACGGUAUAUGAUCAACUGGAGGCCGUCCUUUGUGGACUCUCAAGCACCGAAGGAGCUAGGCGUCUCGCACGCUCUCGAUAGACCUAUAUGGAACUUUUCCGUCAUGCACGGGCCUACUCCGAAGGAGGAAUCGACGAUGCGAGCAUGGAUCCGGGAUUUGGUUGACUUCGUGCAUGGUCAACAGACGGACUACGGGACAAGGGACGUCAGUGAACAUAAAGUACUCAGACCGGACGGCACUAUCGGUGUCGAGAAGGACACAAAGUGGGAUUACCUGGUCACUGUGGCGGACGAGAUGUGCACUGCAAAAUAA
This is a messenger RNA of Marasmius oreades (fairy-ring Marasmius), 1721 nucleotides long. RefSeq lists its product as uncharacterized. The transcript has 6 exons. NCBI's taxonomy places the organism in Eukaryota, Fungi, Basidiomycota, Agaricomycetes, Agaricales, Marasmiaceae. The coding region runs from base 63 to 1721 and encodes 552 amino acids. The record is from RefSeq and is a predicted model, not a curated record.